Messenger RNA from Carica papaya (papaya), 2681 nucleotides. NCBI's taxonomy places the organism in Eukaryota, Viridiplantae, Streptophyta, Magnoliopsida, Brassicales, Caricaceae. The record is from RefSeq and is a predicted model, not a curated record.
UUGAUGAUUAUCUAUGCAGGUGCGAGAAAAUCUUCAAUUCUUCAAAUGGGUUGCGAUAACAUCAUGAUUGCUUUUGUAUUUUUUAUAACAUAUUCUCUUUGCAUAAUGCUUUACAGAUGUGAAGGUACUAUGCUGUCGGGAGAUUACAUCACUGGAAAUAAAACCCUGGUUUCUCCAACUGGUGCAUUUGCUUUAGGGUUCUUCAGUCCUCAAGAUUCCAAUAAGAGCUACGUGGGUAUCUGGUAUCAUGAUUUAGGUCCCGAAAAAACAGUUGUUUGGGUUGCCAACAGAGACUCCCCACUGGAUUCUCCAAGUAAAUUCACGCUCAGACAUGACAACCUAUUGAUUUUAGAUAGUACAGGAAAGAUUGUCUGGUCGACUAAUAUUACGUCGCAACAUUCCGUAAACACAACAGUUGGAUUGUUGAGAGACGAUGGAAAUCUUCUUCUCCAACUUAACGAAAAAACCGUGUGGGAAAGCUUUAACACUUCUUCUGAUACAACACUACCAGGAAAGAUAGUCAGCUUUAACAAGAAAACCAACAAAGAACUUGUUCUGUCGUCUUGGUCAAACAAGCAAGAUCCAAAACCAGGAAUAUUUACUUACGGGAUCGACCCAGAAGGGAUUACUCAGUUCCUCAUCUGGAAGAAAUCUAAACGAUAUUGGAGAAGUAAUGUGUACGGGCUAAGUCAAACAGAAUCUACAUAUGAUCUGUGGAAGAAUAUGGACAACUUCCUCUUUACUUUGAACUUUAUUGGUGAUGAACAUUAUAUGACAUUCGAACUUGUUUCCCCAAGACAAGUCGAUAAAGCCAGAUUCUUGUUAACAUCAGAUGGACAAAUUGCGCUUUUUUUUUGGCUUGGUUAUGAAUGGGCAUCUAUUUGGAGUGCACCAUCUCGUAUGUGUGACUUCUACGGAUAUUGUGGACCAUCUGGUGUGUGCGACUUGAUUAGUCAAUCCUCUUCAUGGCGAGUCUGUAAGUGUCUGCCAGGCUAUAAGCCUAGAAAUGAACAAGAAUGGGAUAGAGGAGAGUGGUCUGGUGGGUGCAAGGUGGAAAAAGAUUUAGAGUGCGACAACAGAGAUGGGUUUUCGAAGGUGAAGAUGAUGAAAUUUCCCGAUCUACCAAUAAUGUUAGGGAUGAUGAAUGCAAGUACAUGCCAGUCCAGGUGUUUGCAGAACUGCUCUUGCUCAGCAUAUGGUUACUUGGAUAUGCCGAAUAAUAAGGUUAGGGAUGAUCAUGUGGAAGGAAGAAAUGAUAUAAUUACAUGUUUGAAUUGGCAUGGAGAUUUGCUAGAUCUUGUAGAAUUGUUGUCUGGAGAUGAUAAGGGUAGAGAUCUCUAUGUUCGAAUUCCAGGCUCCAAAUCUGAUGCAGUUACAGAUGGGUCGCAUGAGAAUGACAAUCAUGUCCCCAUUCAAAAUAAGAAGGUGGUAGUUGCCAUAUCCACUGCAUUAAUUGCAUUCCUUCUCAUUGCUAUAAUUGCUUUAUACUGUCUAUGGUGGCGGAAUACCUCAAGCGAUCGCGAAGCAGAGAGAAAUGUGAUUGGGAGGAGCUUUACAAGUGAAGGCAGGCAGGAGGAUGGAAAGCUGGUGGAAUUCAAUUUUAAGAGCAUUUUAUUAGCUACGAAUAAUUUUUCCGACUCAAAUAAAUUAGGAGAAGGUGGAUUUGGUGCGGUUUAUAAGGGAAAUUUGCCUCAAGAUCGAGUAGUAGCAAUAAAAAGGUUAUCGGAGAAAUCUUCACAAGGACUUGAGGAGUUCAUGAAUGAAUUGAAACUCAUUGCCAAUCUGCAACAUAAAAAUCUUGUGAGGCUCAUAGGCUGUUGUGUAAAGAAUGGUGAAAAGCUUUUGGUCUAUGAAUACAUGCCUAAUCGAAGCUUGGACAAAUUUUUAUUCGAUCCAAAUGAAAAAAGAAUCUUAGAUUGGAAUAAAAGAUUUCAGAUUAUUGAGGGUAUUGCUCAAGGAAUUCUAUAUCUUCACAAGCAUUCUAGACUAAAAGUAAUACACAGAGACCUUAAAGCGAGUAAUAUUUUGUUGGAUGGAGAAAUGAACCCCAAAAUUUCUGAUUUUGAAAUGGCAAGAAUUUUUGACAUGAAUCAAACUGAAGCAAAGACCAACAAAGUAGUAGGAACGUAUGGUUAUAUGUCGCCUGAAUACGGUUUAUAUGGAAAAUUCUCAGAGAAGUCAGAUGUUUUUAGUUUUGGAGUAUUGUUGAUAGAGAUUGUGAGUGGAAAAAGAAAUAUUAAUUUUCAUUGUGAAGAUCUCUCUCAAAUUCUCCAAAUAUGGGCAUGGAAAGAGUGGAAAAAAGGUAAAGCAUUGGAGAUAAUAGAUUCAUCAAUACGUGAUACAUGUUCUAUUCAACAAGCUGAAAGAUGUAUCCAUAUUGGAUUGUUGUGUGUUCAAGAAGCACCAAUUGAUCGACCAAUUAUGUCUUCGGUGAUUUUGAUGUUAGGAAACGAAACUAUCUUACUUCCAUCUCCCAAAGAACCUGCCUUUUGGAUGAGCAAUGAUAAUACAAGUCUUCACCAACCUUUCAAUUCUCAUUCCUAUAAUGAGAUGACAAUAACUUGGUCAGAGGCUCGAUAGUAAACAAAUGUGAAAUAAUUUAUUUUUAAAUUAUAUUAGCAAUAAGUUAAAAGAUUAUUUAAUACUAGUUUUUGUAAUUUAGUAAAAUUUUAUAUGAUAUG